Molecule: messenger RNA, 792 nt
Organism: Plasmodium vinckei vinckei
Lineage: Eukaryota; Apicomplexa; Aconoidasida; Haemosporida; Plasmodiidae
Product: cytosolic glyoxalase II, putative
Exons: 7
Coding region: 1-792 (263 amino acids)
Molecular function (GO): hydroxyacylglutathione hydrolase activity
Source: RefSeq, a predicted model, not a curated record
AUGAAGCCAUGUGCACAAGUUUUAGUUGUACCAUCACUAGAAGACAAUUUUGCUUAUGUUAUCAUCGAUGAAAAAACAAAAAAGGCUGCAUGCUUCGAUCCAGUUGAACCAGACAAGGUUUUAAAAAAAAUAGAAAAAUUAAAUGUGGACUUAGAGUAUGCCUUUUGCACUCACCAUCAUUAUGACCAUUCAGGUGGAAACACACGAAUAAGGGAACUACAUAAAAAGAUAAAAGUUAUUGGGUCAGCAUACGAAACAACUCCAGGAGCAACUGAAAAAGCAUAUGACAGCCAAAUUGUUAAAUUAGGAGAGAUUUGUAUAAAAGCUAUUCAUGCCCCCUGCCAUACAAAAGGGCACAUGAUGUAUUAUGCUUAUAAAAUGGAUGAAAAUAAAAACGAAGAUUUAACUUGUGCCCCGAUUUUAUUCACUGGAGAUACCUUAUUCAUUGCUGGAUGUGGCCGAUUUUUUGAAGGAGGAGCAAAAGAAAUGCUCAAAAAUAUAGAAAAAGCAAAAUCCUUAAGACCAGAAACUUUAAUAUAUUGCGGACACGAGUACACUCUUAAUAAUUUGAGAUUUGCUCUUAGUAUUGAAAAAGAAAAUGAAGACAUGCUAAAUAAAAUGAAGGAAGUAGAAGAAUUACUUAAAAAAAAGAAACAUUCAGUUCCAUCUACAAUUAAAGAUGAAAAUUUAAUAAAUCCAUUUUUUCGAACAAAUCGUUAUAUUGAAAAAUAUAAUACAAAAGAUGAAGUGAAAAUAUUGGAUAAAUUGAGAGAAUUAAAAAAUUAUUUUUAA